This is a messenger RNA of Kwoniella botswanensis, 1395 nucleotides long. RefSeq lists its product as uncharacterized. The transcript is spliced from 2 exons. The record is from RefSeq and is a predicted model, not a curated record. NCBI's taxonomy places the organism in Eukaryota, Fungi, Basidiomycota, Tremellomycetes, Tremellales, Cryptococcaceae. The coding region runs from base 1 to 1395 and encodes 464 amino acids.
AUGUUAGCUACUUCUCCCAAAGCGAUUUCACCUGUUAAUGAUCAUAUUCCUUCAUCUCCCCCUGCUUCCAAAGAACGUUCACAGUCGACAACCUACCCUCGGGCAUUUCUUCUGUCUCUCGCAUGGCCUAACGAACACCAAGACCACCCUGCUGCCGCACCACGUAAGAUAUCUCGUCGAUUAAGCUCCUUUACGCCCAUUUUGAGGUGUUCAGUCGCCCUGACCGAUUCAGACUGGGGUAUCUCAGAGGAUCAAUCUAGCUUAUUUGAUAACCAACCUAUCUCAAGGGAUUUACCUAUCCCCUCAUCAGGAGAGAGACAUCCUUGCGAUAGAUCUAGUUCGGGUGUGUCUAGACGGAACAGUUCAGAUGAUAAAUAUGGAUAUGGUAUGUCGACGAGGGAUUCAGAGACGUUGUUCAGUUAUAGAUCGAUGGAUGACAAGGAAGGUAAAUUACCGAUUUUAGUCGAUUUUGAUAAUCCUUUUGGAACAAAUGAAAAUGGACAAAUUCGCAAUAAUGUCAACGAUUCGGAUCAAGAGAAAGAUAAAGUUCAUAAAGGGAUUGUAAAUGGGAAAGAAAGAGACAGAGAAAGUAUCUUCCCCCGAUCCGUCAAUUCAUCAACUACAUCAUUACAGCAUUUAGGUAUAAGAUUAGGUCCGAGAGAAGAUCUGGUUGAUCAAAACUCCCUCGUUGGGUUAGGAGGUAAAUUAUCAAGAUCAAAUAGUGAUUCUUCGAUUACAUCUUCCAAAUCAGUUUUGAAUUGGAGAUCAUCUUCACCUUUCGGUGGUCGUGGUCAUGGUUCUAACGAAUUAAAUCCAUUCGCUCCCCCUUUCCCGUUACCCAAUACCACCAAUGCACAUGGUAGUGGUCAAUUGGUACAUCCCAAACCUAUAAGUUUGAACGAAGCUAUCCAACGGAGGAUUUCUACAUCAAGUGAUCGUUCCAAUCCUCGCUCACAAUCAAAUUCACCUGAACCACUUGCAGUGGCGGGAUCACUACCACUUCCUAAAAACCUUCCUUCGUCAUUACCCGCCAAGCCUAGUCCGCUCCCACCGGUCUUCGUCAAAAGGGAGUCGGCGGCAUUACCUCAACCUAUGGCUUUGCCUGAUAUCGCACCAUUAGGGAAAGACUGGCAUGGCGAUAAUUCCCUGAGUGGGAAUGAGAAACGAAGAAGGGCUUCUUUGCUUCAUGCCGGACAAGCCAUCUCAAGAGGAAGUAGUCCGCUCAGUAGGGUAAUGGGAGGAGGGAGUGCACCGAAUUCGAGAAGAGGCUCGAUGGUGGGUCAUGAUGAAGUGACUAUAAGAGCUAGAUCUCCUGCAGCGGGAGAUAGGUUGAGAGAGCUUGGGAUGGUGGGUAUGGGCAGAAGGAACAGCCAUUCAAAUAAGGAAAGAUGGUAA